Synchiropus splendidus (mandarinfish) is the source of this 885-nucleotide messenger RNA. Its product is annotated as ubiquitin-conjugating enzyme E2 D4-like. Gene Ontology annotation, cellular component: nucleus. The transcript has 7 exons. Gene Ontology annotation, molecular function: ubiquitin conjugating enzyme activity. The record is from RefSeq and is a predicted model, not a curated record. NCBI's taxonomy places the organism in Eukaryota, Metazoa, Chordata, Actinopteri, Syngnathiformes, Callionymidae. The coding region runs from base 133 to 576 and encodes 147 amino acids. Gene Ontology annotation, biological process: ubiquitin-dependent protein catabolic process; protein polyubiquitination.
CGCGGAAACAAAAGGCAAAACCAGUCUUUCAUAACAAACAGCUACGAAUCGGCACAAACUGAGAGCAGUUUUAGUUUGACAGCGGUCAAGGUCGGCACGUUAUCCCCGUUUAGGUCAACACAGAGCUUUGAAAUGGCUUUGAAAAGAAUAAAUAAGGAGUACACCGACUUACAGAGGGAUCCUCCUUCAUCUUGUUCAGCUGGACCUGUCGGGGAUGAUAUGUUUCACUGGCAAGCAUCCAUCGCGGGACCGUGUGACAGUCCUUAUCAUGGUGGAAUAUUUUUCCUGUCAGUCCACUUCCCUACUGACUACCCUUUUAAACCACCAAAGAUUUCCUUUACAACAAAAAUCUAUCACCCGAACAUAAACAGCAAUGGUAGCAUCUGCCUCGACAUCUUGAGGUCGCAGUGGUCGCCAGCACUCACUGUUUCUAAAGUCCUGUUAUCCAUAUGCUCGUUGCUAUGCGACCCAAACCCAGAUGACCCUUUAGUCCCAGACAUUGCACGCAUAUACAAGUCUGACAGACAAACGUACAACAAACUAGCGAAAGAGUGGACUCAGAAAUAUGCAAUGUGAUUGCUGGGCUCUUCUUCACUUCCUCACCCACACUGGUUCCAUUCAAGUGUUUUGUUUCUUUAUUUUAUAUACGCUUGAAGCACCUUUAUUCUUCUGACUUGACCUUUUGUUUAUACCCUUUUUACUUCAUUCUUAAAUUGGCAUUAUUAUUAUUGUCGCUAUUGCGCUAGUGCGAUGAUCGUGUUGGGAUUACCUAAUUUUAUUUUCCUUUUAAGAUAUCAGUGGAGAAACUAUCUGAUUUUGAAUACAUAUUAAGGGGAUUGUGACUUUUGUUUCCUCAUAAAUAAAUAAAAAAAAUAUAUAAACUAU